Molecule: messenger RNA, 2526 nt
Organism: Vicia villosa (hairy vetch)
Lineage: Eukaryota; Viridiplantae; Streptophyta; Magnoliopsida; Fabales; Fabaceae
Product: glutathione gamma-glutamylcysteinyltransferase 3-like
Exons: 7
Coding region: 57-1547 (496 amino acids)
Biological process (GO): response to metal ion; cellular detoxification of cadmium ion; phytochelatin biosynthetic process
Molecular function (GO): glutathione gamma-glutamylcysteinyltransferase activity; metal ion binding
Source: RefSeq, a predicted model, not a curated record
CGAAAGUUAACCAAGAACAACUGGAAUAGAAAAACUGUAUCAGUCAGAGUUUAUGCAUGGCAAGCGCAGGUCUAUACCGCAGAACCCUCCCUCCGCCUUCAAUCGAAUUCUCUUCACCGGAAGGAAAGAAAAUCUUCACCGAAGCUCUUGCGAAGGGAACCAUGAAUGGUUUCUUCAAGUUAAUUUCAUAUUAUCAGACUCAAUCAGAGCCUGCUUUCUGUGGUUUAGCUACUAUUUCCGUUGUCCUCAAUGCUCUUGCCAUUGAUCCCGGUCGAAAAUGGAAAGGUCCUUGGAGAUGGUUUGAUGACACAAUGUUGGAUUGCUGUGAGCCUUUGGACAAGAUUAAAUCACAAGGUAUUACGUUCGGGAAAGUUGCGUGCUUGGCUCGAUGUAGUGGAGCUAAAGUUGAAGUGUUUCGAGCGGAUCAGAGCAACAUUGAUGAUUUUCGCAACUGGGUGAUUUCGUGCUCUUCGGAGGAGGAUUGUCAUGUCAUUGUGUCUUACCUCAGGACUCCACUUAAUCAGACUGGAUCUGGGCAUUUUUCGCCGCUUGGAGGAUAUCAUGCUGAAAGAGAUAUGGUCCUUAUUUUGGAUGUUGCUCGAUUCAAAUAUCCUCCUCACUGGGUUCCCGUUACCGUUCUUUGGAAUGCAUUGAAUACCAUUGAUCAAGAUACUGGACAACAUAGGGGGUACAUGAUUAUUUCAAGGCUUAACAGAGCACCAUCAAUACUUUAUACUGUGAGUUGUAGACAUGAAGGUUGGAGCAGUGUUGCCAAAUUUCUAACUGAAGAAGUUCCUCUUAUUCUAAAAUCAGAGGAUCUAAAAGAAAUUCCAGAAGUGCUCUCUGUUGUAUAUAAAUCUCCUCCUAGUGAAUUGAGAGAGUUUAUCACAUGGAUUGCGGAGGUUCGCAGGCAAGAAGACGGGAAUCUCACAUUGAGCGAGGAGGAGAAAGGAAGGCUAGCAAUAAAGGCAGAUGUACUGGAACAAAUUCGGUCAACCGCACUCUUUAAUCACAUGAUCAAGUGGUUGGAUUCAGAAAGAUCAUGCUGUGAUACCAUUACAAACCUUGGUGACAGAGAUACAUUGUCAGCUGUUGCAGCACGUGUUUGCUGCCAAGGGGCAGAUAUCUUAACUGGUUGUCGUUUGUCGGGCGGAAACUGCUGUAGUAAAAUAGAUGUUAAGCAUCUGAAUGUUGAUAGUGAAAAUCCAGUUACAUUGAUUUCCGGAACUGUUACUACAACUGGAAGCAGUAGCGAACAAGGAGUUGAUGUAUUGGUCCCUUUGUGUCAGAGGAAGCCGAGUAGCUUGUGUCUCUGUAAUGAGGGUCAGUGCAUUGGAAUGCACCCAUCUACUGCAGAUGUCUUAACUGUGCUUUUAUUCUCCUUGCCCUUGCAUACAUGGUCCGGCAUUAAAGACGAAAAGCUGCGUUUUGAAGUUACGAGUCUUAUAACAACUGAAGAUCUCCCUCCCUUACUUUCUGAAGAGGUUUUGUUCUUGCGAGAGCAACUUCACUUUCUCAUGACUGAUAAUGGUGCUCCUUCUCCCUGAUGAUACUCUUAAUUUUAACUAAUGUAACGGGUUCACAAUAAAAUUACAUUCAACCCGGUUUUAGCAUUGGAUAUGUAUUGAACUUGGGUUCAAUACAGCAUGUCCAUGCAGUAAUGAUCAUGUUGAACGCAUCAAAAAUCUGUUAGAAAUUUGGUAUGAUAAUCUUGGAUAUCUUCAAGAAUCGUGUUUGUUCACUUUCCGAACAAAGUAUUUCGACCCUAUUCUUUGUCUGGGUUCACGAAAUCUUUGCGGGGAUAAUUCUUGAAGAACAAUCUGUUUCUGACAAUGGAGAACAGAUCAGAAUGUAGAGAGGAAGUAUGUAAUUUCGUAUGUCAAAUCGAGACCGAAAGACUCCUUAUAUAGGAGACCAAUAAUAGCAACGAACAGACACACCUGUUCGGUAAAAAACAGUUAUGUUGGUUGGAAACGAAGCAUCUGUUCGGUAAAACGGUUAAGUCCGUUGGGAAAGGGUGCAACUUAUUCAAACGAAAUUUUUGCUCGGGGCGCUGCCCCGCACCCCGCCCGCUGACCUGGCAGCGGGACCCCAGCCAGGGGCGCUGCCCCUUGGACCCCGCCAGGGGCUCCGCCCCUUGGAACCCCGUUUCUAUUAUUCAUAUUCAAUUGUACGUUUGGCUCUACGAGCGUGCACUCCGCACUACCCUAACUCGUUUCAAGCUUAACGCAUAAUUGCAUCGGCCUUCAGUAAAUCACAUUACUACCAAAAUUACAUUGAUGAUACUAAAAUCACCAACAAAAUCGACAAUAGUUUUUCCUUUGUGUAGCUAAUUUAAACUGUUUAAAGUAAUUGGAUACACAUGGGAAGAAUAUCAUGUGGAUUGCAUUACACAUUGUUGGAAAAUGAACAUUGAUGAAAGAGUUGAAGACCCUUGAAGUCUUUGGCCUUUUAUGUGAUACUAUGAAAUAGAGAAUGUAGCUCUGUGAUUACCCUUCAACAGAGAAUAUAGGCUCCUUUCUUUAA